CAAACAGAAACAGUCUAGGAUGCUUUGAGUGUUUUGUUGUUUGUUCCAAACAGUCAGUUUACCAUUAGUCGUCAAUGUACUGCUUCGAUUUGAGACAACAAGACUAACUUUAACACUAUUCAACUGGACGUUUUAUUACAAAUAACCAACAUUUUCUUCGUUCAAUCCGGCACGACGCUUGCUAACAUUAGCCUACCAUUUGCAGCAGAUUUGCUAGCGAGAUUUAGUUUGUGUUAGCGUUCUUCCAGCUAGUCUCAUAUUUACUUCUUUUCUCUUGAAAGAUACCCUAACCUGGAAAUAAUGGCUGUUGUCAACGAAGGCGCCCUAAAGAAAAUGCUGAAGCAAUACAAAUACAGGGACCUGACUGUUCGUGAAAUCACUAAUGUCAUCUCUCAGUACAAAGACUUGAAGCCCGUAAUGGAUGGCUAUGUGUUCAACGAUGGCUCUACAAGGGAGCUGAUGAGUUUAACAGGAACAGUCCCUGUAAGCUACAGAGGCAACGUCUACAACAUCCCAGUGUGUCUUUGGUUGCUGGACACGUACCCGUUUAACCCACCAAUUUGUUUUGUUAAACCUACCAACACCAUGAUGAUCAAAACUGGUAAACAUAUCGAUGCCAAUGGAAAAAUCUACCUACCCUAUCUACAUGAGUGGAAGCAUCCUCAGUCAGAACUCUAUGGUCUCAUUCAGGUGAUGAUUGUGGUUUUCGGAGAGGAGCCGCCAGUGUUUUCUCGCCCUACCACACAAGCCCCUUACCAAGCUUUCCAAGCUGCUGGACCUCCUAAUGCUUCUUACGUACCUGCCAUGCCUGCAGUUUCACCUUAUGGGCCAAGUCCUAAUGCAGGAGGCUAUCCAGGUUACCAGUAUCCAGGUGGAAACUCUUACCCAGCUACUUCUGGUCCAACACACUACCCCACCCAGAGUCCCGUGUCCACAGUGGGCUCCAAUAGAGAUGGCACCAUUGGCGAGGACACGAUCCGUGCGUCGCUGAUCUCAGCUGUUAGUGACAAGCUUCGCUGGAGGAUGAAGGAGGAAAUGGACAGGGCUCAGGCUGAGUUGGAUGCCCUCAAGCGAACAGAAGAAGACCUCAAGAAGGGCCAUCAGAAACUUGAGGACAUGAUCUCAAGAUUGGACCAGGAAGUGGGCGAUGUGGACAGGAAGAUCGAGUUGCUAAAGCGCAAUGACGAGGAGCUGAGCGAGGCCCUGGAGAAGAUGGAGAACCAGUCGGAGAACAAUGACAUUGACAAUAUCAUUGUGCCGACGGCUCCCCUGUACAAACAGAUCCUGAAUCUGUACGCUGAGGAAAAUGCCAUUGAGGACACCAUCUUCUACCUGGGAGAGGCCCUCCGCAGGGGGGUCAUAGAUCUGGAGGUUUUUCUCAAGCACGUACGCCUUCUGUCCAGAAAGCAGUUUCAGCUCCGUGCCCUCAUGCAGAAAGCCCGUAAGACCGCCGGCCUCAGCGACCUCUACUAAGCGUCACUAACAGAAAGCAGACAUAUUUUCAAGCCCUCUGGUUCUCUUUCUUCUCCCUGUGUUGUAUCCCAUCUUUACUUGUGACCUGCAUCAAACCAAAUGCUUCAGAGAUUUUCCGAGCACAUGCACACACGUCACCAUUAUGUGUGCUGUGGCUAUCUAUUAGCCAGGCUGCCUUGUUUGUUGAGUAAGCACAAAAUGUCGUGAGCUCGUGGUUAAGAGACACCCUACAUCAUGAAAAGGUUAAGCUCUGCUAUAAAUACCCAAAGUGGUUAACCUUAAGAAGACCCUUGAUUUAGUGCUGCAUGCAGCCUGAACCACAUUGAGAAAUAUUCUUUUUUAAUUAUGGCUAUAUUUUAAUCCAUGAAACUGUUGUUUUUCAUUGUCAUGUUUGGACUCUGCCCACUUUCAUUGUACAUGUCAGCUGCUCAGGUUAGCCCUCCAGUUUGACUGUUUGGCUGCAUUAACAAAUCAUGUACAGUAGCUCUUCUACCCUGUGCAGUCUCUCUUGAUGACAUUUUUACCAAGGUAUUUUCAUUUUUGCUGUCUACUUUGUGAUUUCUGGUGAGAAGUUCGUUCUUUGUAUAAACCUUUCUUGUAAAAGUUUUUGAGUGUUAUAGGGUACAAAAGAUACUAAUCAAAUGUUAAGUUAUGACAACACCAUAUAAUUUAGCCUUCUACUAAAUGCACUUUGAAAUGUAUCAUAUAUCUGCUGAUAUUUUUGGUUUCCAAUUAAACCCUGGCUCAUCUUUUGUAUCUGUAGAUUUAUGUAAAUCUGUUCAAAUAAUUAAAAAAAAUUGAUUUGAUGGCUUAA
Phyllopteryx taeniolatus (common seadragon) is the source of this 2287-nucleotide messenger RNA. RefSeq names its product tumor susceptibility 101a (gene tsg101a). Lineage: Eukaryota; Metazoa; Chordata; Actinopteri; Syngnathiformes; Syngnathidae. Gene Ontology annotation, cellular component: ESCRT I complex. Gene Ontology annotation, molecular function: ubiquitin binding. The record is from RefSeq and is a predicted model, not a curated record. Gene Ontology annotation, biological process: protein transport; protein modification process; endosome to lysosome transport. Bases 301 to 1473 code for a protein of 390 amino acids. The transcript is spliced from 10 exons.